Molecule: messenger RNA, 2575 nt
Organism: Tachyglossus aculeatus (Australian echidna)
Lineage: Eukaryota; Metazoa; Chordata; Mammalia; Monotremata; Tachyglossidae
Gene: RBM46
Product: RNA binding motif protein 46
Exons: 6
Coding region: 256-1860 (534 amino acids)
Cellular component (GO): nucleus
Molecular function (GO): mRNA binding
Source: RefSeq, a predicted model, not a curated record
ACAUCUUUCCGUCUUCAGAUUGAAGACGUGAGAGGGAGGAGGCGGCGAGCAGGGUGGGGCGGGGCGGCAGCCAACGGCCGCCAACGGUCGGACGGUCACGUCGUCCGCCCGCCGCCGCUCCCCUCACACCCCCGUAGAGCCGGGGACUUGAACGGCCUCCGGAACAUUGGAAAGUUCCUGGUGCAACUGGAAAGGCAACUUCAGUUGAUCCAUCUUCCCUAAAAUACGCAGGCAGCCAGAUACGGAAUUGCAACGAUGAUGGAAGACAGUUUAGAUCUAAUGAAUGGAUGUAGCAAAGUUCGAGCUGGUAUUCAGAGUGAAGCAGCAUUACUGGCUUUAAUGGAAAAGACUGGUUACAGCAUGGUUCAGGAAAAUGGGCAAAGAAAAUAUGGUGGUCCUCCUCCAGAUUGGGAAGGUCCACCUCCACCCAGAGGGUGUGAAGUUUUUGUUGGAAAGAUCCCUCGUGAUAUGUAUGAAGAUGAAUUAGUUCCCGUGUUUGAGAGAGCAGGGAAGAUAUAUGAAUUCCGACUUAUGAUGGAAUUUAGUGGUGAGAAUAGAGGUUACGCCUUUGUGAUGUAUACUACUAAAGAAGCAGCCCAGUUGGCUAUCAGAAUUCUUAAUAAUUUUGAGAUUCGUCCUGGGAAAUUUAUUGGUGUCUGUGUGAGUUUAGAUAAUUGCAGAUUAUUCAUUGGAGCUAUUCCUAAAGAAAAGAAGAAAGAGGAAAUAUUGGAUGAGAUGAAGAAUGUUACCGAAGGAGUUGUGGACGUCAUUGUUUAUCCAAGUGCCACAGACAAAACCAAAAAUCGUGGUUUUGCUUUUGUAGAAUAUGAGUCCCAUAGAGCUGCUGCUAUGGCCAGGAGAAAACUCAUUCCAGGAACAUUCCAGCUCUGGGGCCACACAAUUCAGGUUGACUGGGCAGAUCCAGAAAAGGAGGUUGAUGAAGAAACAAUGCAGAGAGUUAAAGUGCUAUAUGUAAGAAAUUUAAUGAUCUCCACGACCGAAGAAACAAUUAAGGCAGAAUUCAACAAGUUUAAGCCAGGGGCUGUUGAACGUGUUAAGAAACUUAGAGACUAUGCUUUUGUUCAUUUUUUCAAUCGAGACGAUGCCAUGACCGCUAUGUCUGUUAUGAAUGGAAAAUACAUUGAUGGAGCCGGUAUUGAGGUAACAUUGGCAAAACCAGUGAAUAAAGAGAACACCUGGAAGCAACAUCUUAAUGGUCAGAUUAGCCCUAACUCUGAAAACCUACUUUUAUUUCCUAACAAAGAAGAGGGACACAUAAAAAUUCUGGGUAAACCUGCAUUUCUUCCACCUCGUCUUAAUGGUCAGCGAGGUCCAAAGCAAAUUCCUGAAAUUGAGAGAUACACUUAUCCAUAUUUCCCUGGGACAAAACUUACUCCAAUUAGUAUGUAUUCCUUAAAAUGGAAUCAGUUCAAUUCUGCAGUAAUGCAUUUGGAUUAUUACUGCAACAAAAAUAAUUGGGCUCCACCUGAGUAUUUUUUGUAUUCAACUACAAGUCAAGAUGGAAAAAAUCUUUUGGUGUAUAAAGUAGUUAUUCCUGCUCUCUCAAAUGGUGCCCAGAGUUAUUUCAUGCCUGACAGACUCUGUACAACACUAGAAGACGCAAAGGAAAUGGCAGCCCAGUUUACAUUGCUCCAUUUAGACUACAGUUUCCAUCGCAGCUCAGUAAAUAGUAUUUCCCCUGUUAAUGCCACUCUCACUUCUGGGACACCCAGCGUGCUUCCGUACACAUCAAGGCGUUAUUCUUGUCCACGCUAUCCCUUGUCACCGACAGUAUCGCUUGCAAACUGCAGCCAUGUUGGACAGCGACCCCGUGGCUCCAAUCAGGCCUCGCUCUUCUGAAGAAAAUGUAAAAAUCAGUAUGAAAAUUGAUUGCCAAUGCAUAUAAAAGCUGUUUUACUUUUGGAUCGGGCUUGCUCAGUUAGUUUCGAAAUGCAAAAUACAUUUGUUUCAAAAUAGUAACUUUAACAGUGCACAUGAAUGCUUACAUUUGCUGAACUAAGGGAAUAAAAUUUUUAAGUGCUAUUAAAUGAUUUCUCUUAAAAGGGGUACAGUAGUAUACCACGAUUUUAAGUAUUUCCAAUUCCUGGUCCCAAGUGUGGGCAGCAGAACUUGGUGGUUUAUGUUCAAAGUGUUUCAGAUCAUUUCUUUACAUAUCUUUAGUAUUAAAACAUGCAGAUCCCUAGUUACGUUAGGUCUGUCGCCAAAGAUCACGUCCUAUGUUAGAGAUUAAAACAAUUAUUUAACAAGAAGCAUGUAACCAUUAUGUGGCCCAAGAAUGAUGAGGGAAAAAGAUUAAGGAAAUUGUAUUUGGUAACAAUAAUAAUAAAAAAACCAACUAUUGUGGUUCUUGAAAAUCUCUUUGACUGUUUGAACCAAGAAAAGUGCCAGCUUAAGAAGUAAAUCACAUUAUCUUUGCUGUUAAUUUAUUCAAAGUUAUGCUUCAUUUGAACUUGUGCUGUUUUAAUCGUUUAGUAGUUUAAGAAAUGUUCCUGUAUUUUUAAAACGUUAAAAUCACUUUUUAAGUUCUGUACUUGAAUUCUAGCACUUUCACAUU